This is a messenger RNA of Geodia barretti, 1418 nucleotides long. The record is from the annotation of a GenBank genome assembly. Lineage: Eukaryota; Metazoa; Porifera; Demospongiae; Tetractinellida; Geodiidae.
GACGCUCUAUGUAGGGACGGCACGAGUGAAAUCUCACGUGAUCUGCGUACAAAACGCCUCAAAACUCGGCGAGAAUGGCUAGCUAUGCCUUCAAAACACACCAAAAAUCACUCACGGGUCCAUAUCUACCUAUACAUAUGCCCAAAAGUUGCAUACGUCCCUGCAAUUCUCGACACGAGAAUCCGCUCAUACGCGAUUUCUGGUUUUCGUGUCAUCAUAAUAUUCUUCAUCUUCUUCUUCUUUAAACCCGCUAUCUCCUUACCAGUACCAGUUGAAGCGCUGAUUUUUUCACUGAACGUCUCCAAUUUUGCCGGAGGUGUGCACGGACAUCAAGCGAUCGUUUCUUUCUUGCCGCAAGUCACUACGGUAGAUCAUGGAGCUCUUCCAUGGUCGACACUGAACAACGCCAUUUGCUGCUAACUCAGCAUCAGUGAGCCGUGCGCAUGCGCCAGGCAGGGGCGCGGCGUUAGAGCGGACCAUGGGGUCCCCGUCAUGCGCUCCGUUUGGCUGCUGGUUUUUCGCUCGCCUGGGUUUGCUCCCGAAUUUGGGCCUAGCUAUCCGUCUUGUGCUCAUUUUUCUUUCGAGGUUCCACGCGACGACGGCCACGACUUCACGUGGCCACCCCCACGUGACACUCCGUGUCUGUCUUGUCCGCACUGCUGCUACCAUUGUGCUGGAUUCGCCACGGUCAAAAGUCUGUACUCUACUGCAGCUUGGGUUUCUUGAGUUGGAGCCACAGUUAAUUAUGUUUCAAGGGGUGCCUGACAACUCUCCUUCCACUUCCAGUUCAACCUUCUGCAUCCCCUCGGCCACUUCUCUGCUGACAGUCGUGGCUGAUAACAAGAACCUCACCCUGUUCCUUCAAUCGCAAGGCCUCCACUGCGCUCUACCACAGCUCUGCUGUCGUCACUGCCACCUGGGCUUCUCCAUCCUUUGAGGGGUUGGACUGCAACUGCACUCUCAAGCUAGACCCUGAACCCUACAAACUUUUACUGCCCACUUGCUACUAGCUAUGUACCCCUGAUUUGGCCUCCACCUUUCACUUCAGCUGGAAUAGACCUCUCCUAAAGAAAAAACUUUCCUUCACAAUUCACAACAAAGCAUAUUGUAUAAUGAAUGUAGGGUUAGUUUUGUACUUGCGCAAGGGCCCGCUAGUCUCUCGCGCAAGAAUCGCGCAAAAUUGCAAACUACGUCACGGGCAUCGCUCCUGCCCCCACAAUGCACUGCGAGUGUGUGUGCGAUCAAAUCUUCAAAUCACAAAUCUGCAGUGCAUAUAUUUCUACCCGCGCGUGUGUGAACCCUAAUGUGUGCAGCCCCUCGCUCACCGCUCUGCACUGCAAAAAGGGUGGGGCUGAGCAUGUGCUAAAAAAGUAAGUGGAACAAGUGGAAAAAUCAUUUCUUCAAAAUGAAGGGGGAUG